Molecule: messenger RNA, 825 nt
Organism: Helicoverpa armigera (cotton bollworm)
Lineage: Eukaryota; Metazoa; Arthropoda; Insecta; Lepidoptera; Noctuidae
Gene: MHF1
Product: centromere protein S
Exons: 4
Coding region: 280-819 (179 amino acids)
Biological process (GO): resolution of meiotic recombination intermediates; replication fork processing
Cellular component (GO): FANCM-MHF complex
Molecular function (GO): chromatin binding; protein heterodimerization activity
Source: RefSeq, a predicted model, not a curated record
AGUCAGUGAAUCAGUGAAUCAGUCAGUGAGUGUAUAGUAAAAAUAGCGAUUUUCUGACGUCAAUAUCUCAAGACCUACAAUAGGUAUAUUAAUGAAAUUUUGUAUUUUAGAUAAGUGAGGGGGUCUCAACAGAUACUAGAAAUUUGAUAUGCGUAAAUAAAAUAGAUUUUGAGUUACAGGGGGGUCGAAUUUGGCCCGAAAUGGUUCGUGUAAUAUAACCCACGGCCGGUGUGUCGCCUUUUUUGCUCGAACUUGGCGGACACACUGCCGUGUGUCUAGAUGACAUCCUUCGAUAGCCUAUCGUCAAGCCAAAAAUCCCGCGCGGCUUUGCAUCGGGAUGUCCGAAGUAUUGGCACGGAAACUUGCCAUUUCCUGGGCCUGGAGAUAACAAAGGCUGCUAUGGAAAUUGUUGCAGAACUUGUUUAUAAGAAACUUUUAUUGUAUGGAGCAGAUUUAGAAGCCUUUGCCAAGCAUGCUAAACGCGCAACAAUAAACGCUGAAGAUGUCAAACUACUGGUUCGACGAUGUCCAUCAUUGAAAAGUCACCUUAAUACAAUAGCACCAAGUCCUAAAGAGAAAAAAAGAAAAACCGUAGGUGGCAGAGCCUCAGAAGCAUCAACUCCUAACCAAAAAGACUCGGAACUUUCAACUUCGAAGCAAAAAGGGCCAGAGAUUGCGACUUCGAUUCCUAAGGAGACAGAAAUUCCGACUUGGACGAGGAAGGAACCAGAGUCAAAGCAGAAAGAUGUUAGUGAACAGGAAGAUAAAGAAAUUGAAAGUAUGGUCAUUGAUGAUAUGAUUGAUUUAACUUUUGAUUAAAAUAUA